AUGGCAGCUUCGGAGAAGGAUGUCACUCCAAAUGACGAGGAAGUGCACAGCGCCGGCUCAUACAUUUCACGAACUGGGCCGCAAAAAGUCAAUUUUUACCGGUCGACAUUCUUCAAUGCCUUUAUCCUCGGUCUGUGCAAUUUCCUUGCUCCCGGCAUUUGGGGUGCCAUGAACUCCCUUGGUGGUGGAGGAGAAGAAAAGCCCUAUCUCGUGAACGCAGCAAACGCCUUGACUUUCGGGCUCAUGGUGGUGUCCUGCUUCUUGAGCAGUGUCAUUGUGCGCUUUAUUGGAAUUAAAUGGACCCUCAUUGUAGGGACAAUGGGAUACGCACCCUACGCAGCAGGACUAUACACGAACAACCGAUUCGGCAACGAAUGGCUUGUCCUCCUGGGUGCUGCGCUUUGUGGUAUCUCUGCAGGAAUCUUUUGGAUGGCUGAAGCGGCCAUUGCACUGUCAUACCCUGAGCCUUACAAUCAAGGCCGGUUCCUAGGAUUCUGGUUAGGCUUCCGCGUUGGAGGACAGAUCCUCGGUGGCGCCAUCAACCUCGGCAUCAAUGCAGACCGGUCUACGUCAGGCUCCGUGUCCUAUACCGUCUAUAUCAUCUUUAUUGCUUUACAAGCACUGGGUCCUUUUGCGGGCCUGCUUCUGAGCAGUCCGUCGAAAGUCCAGCGAAAGGAUGGAAUCCCGGUCCGUUUGGAAGUCAACAACAGCAUUGGAUACGAGCUGAAGGCCACAGCGAAGCUUUGGGUCAGCCGAAAAUUCCUACUCAUCAUUCCGUUCAUAUGUCAAGCUGUAUACACCGAGGCUGUAAUGUUCUCAUACGAGGGCUUGUGGUUCUCGGUGCGAGCGAGAGCGCUUGGAUCGUUCCUUUCUGGUGUCAUCGCUCUGAUCAUUGGAAAUGUCCUGGGAGCCUUCCUUGAUUCCAAGCGGAUCUCCCUGGAGAAGAGAGCCCGUUAUGCAUUCUUCUUUGUUGUAGCAUGGCAAGGCAUGUGUUGGAUCUGGGCGACAGUGGUUACAACCGAGUUCCACAAGACCAACCCAGCAUAUGACUGGGCUUCCCCAGGUUUCGGAAGAGCCUUUGUGCUCUUCCUGUUCUGGGUUGCUGGAUUCCAACUCAACUAUAUGUAUUUGUUCUUCUUGGUGGGAAAUCUCGCGGAGGAUCAGGAAGAGGUUGUACGAAUCGCGGGCUUGCUGCGUGGAACCGAGUCAGCUGCUCAAUGUGUCAGUUACGGUCUGAGCAGUGUGAACAUCAUGGCGGCCGUGGGUAGCAUCUACCUAAAUUUCGGUUUGUGGGCCAUCGCGAUUCUGCCUGCUUGGCUGGUCGUCAAACAGAUAGGUGGAGUUUUCGGAGACAAAAAGGUCGAAAGAGAAACUCGCGGGCUGAGGGACGCUUCAGACCACGAGUGA
Messenger RNA from Penicillium brevicompactum, 1407 nucleotides. RefSeq names its product DUF895 domain membrane protein. The transcript has 4 exons. The record is from RefSeq and is a predicted model, not a curated record. Bases 1 to 1407 code for a protein of 468 amino acids. NCBI's taxonomy places the organism in Eukaryota, Fungi, Ascomycota, Eurotiomycetes, Eurotiales, Aspergillaceae.